AUGCGGAAAGUACGCGAGCUCUGGCGACAGCAUAACACAUAUCGACGAUGCAAGAAGUUGUGGGAAGAGUAUCAAGCAGUCAUGGGAGAUGUCAGCGUCUCCUUGAAAUGUGCAAAGUUGUCGGAUUUCCUCGACAGUUUUCAACUAGCCUACAAGGAGCUGCAGAACAAAGAGCAUGGGCCUGAUCUCGACAACUUCUUUGGAGAUUGCUCUGACAUCUUAAUCGCGCUCCUUGAUCUAGUAGACAGGCAAGGGACAGUCAAGGAUCAAGCGGACGGUGGUGAAGCGAUGGUCACAGAAGUGGUUCACAAAGCGCUUGAAUGCGCUGAGAUGAUCAUUCACGAUGAGAAAUAUCGAAACCUCGUUGCUGAAUCGCUGCCGGUUCUCAGCCAAAUCCUAUCUCUGCUUGACUCGGUUCAAGGGUCAGAGAAAAAGCAGCUUGCACUGAAGAUCCUCACAAGAAUAGGGUCUGAUGUCAAGAGCAAGCUCAACAUAGGGCGGCUGGAUGGAUUUAAAAAGGUGGUUCAGCUCAUGCUUGAUGGGGAGGGAGAGCUUGAGAAAGAAGCGCUGAAGACGCUGAAGCAUUUCUUGGAUGUUCAGAACGAUCAGGCGCAUGGCGAAGUCCCGGCGCAGCUAGUUUCUGCAGUGCAGGCAGCAAACCAGAGGUCCAAGAAGCUCGGGCUGAACCUGUCGCUGAGGCCUCCAGUUCUCUGGGAAGGAGCAAAGGUCUUGAUCAGCCAAGUGGUUCAGAGUUCACCGUCGCAGGACGAAGCACAAGCUGAGGUCAACAAUGACUUUCAGUUCCCCAUCCCCCGCAAAGUGGUGGCGGGCUGCUUUGAAGAGAUCGAGCUCAUGUGCUCAGCCUUAGAUGAUGACUCGAGCAUGAAUGAGUAUCUCACACAUAGCGAUGGUGUCGAGACCUUGGCCAAGUCCAGGGGCAAGUGCAGCGAUGCAGGACCCCGACAGGAUGAGAUGAUAAAAGAGCUGCUGUGCAUCCAGGGAGCUCUGAAGACACUGGUGGACAAGAUGCGGGACACAGUGAGCGUGUCCAAAAUCGAGCUGUUCGAAGCCGUUUCGAAGCUCCUGAUGCAAAACGCUCACAACCAGAGGGAGUUCCGGGCGAUUCAAGGAUACUCCAUCCUACACGGAAUCUUCUCGUCGGUGGACGACUACUCGUUGCCGUCUGGAAAGCGCUUCCUGGAGAGCAUGUUCCACCUGCUCAUCUCCGUGUGCCUUGACGGCAACAUCAACGGUAGAGUAGGCAACUUGGAUGCGCUUGAGCUUCUCUUCGAGCUCGUCUCCGGCUCGAACCUCGACAUGCCCGUGAGGAUGCGCGCGGCUGAAGGAGUGAGUGAGAUCCUGCUGGCCAACCCUCACAACGUUGCCUGUGUACACAAGGUCAACGGCUUCAAGCAUCUUCUCAAGAGCUUCCUUAGCUCCUCAGCGUCUCCACCGCAGGAGGGAACAGAAACGUCGCAGGACGCAGAGAAGUUUCAGAACGUGGUGCUGGAGCUGCUGUCCUUCUGUGCCGUCCUAAUCGGCGAGUACGAGACGAGCAUCAUCGAGGACAUUCUCAGGUGCGCUGUCUGCUCUCCCAACAUCCCGAUGGCGAGCCGCGUGAAGCUUCUGGGAGCCGCGAGGGACCUGGUGAUGGACAGACGCUGCCGCAAGCAGAGCAGCGCGAACCUCAAGGGAGUUGUCGGCGACUUGAUCACGUGGGCGCAGGAGGCGCUACGAGAGACGAUGCGAGCGAAAGAAAAGGGAACAGGCGGGACGCGGGAGGACUCAGAGGGCAAGGUGGCAGACGCGCACGAGGACAAGGAGGGGAGAGGGUCGAAGCGAUGGGAGGGAGGCGAGAAGGAAGUCGCCAUGGUGUUUCUGCGGUGCUGCUUCAGCGGGAUGGAGGAGAACUCCUCGUGCACGAUGGCGCUGGUGGAGCUGCUGGCUCACAUUGCCGCGGGGUCUGCGAAGGUGGCGGAGGGUCAGACGUCCUUCCACAACGGGUCCCAGCGCUGUUGCAUGUCGGCCGAUAUCGUUGCAAUGCUGGGGCAGAUGUACAUGGCAAGCCAGGCAGACAAACUCUCCUCCCUGCUGCUCCUUACGAUGCUCGAGAUAGUAAAGGAUUGUCACGAUGGCAUCCGAAAGAUUGUCGACCUCCUAGAGAACAAGCGAUAUUCCGUCAUCAAGCGGAACAAGGUCUCCUCCUCCACCUACUCCAUCUUUCUCCUGCUCUCUCCCUCCUCCCUUAUGCUCUUCAUCUCAAGUUUGUCCUCUCCCUCUCUCCCUCCAUCUCCCUCUUUCUCUUCUGAAGUAUUUGAGAAGCUUCUUUGCGCAAUGCGGAGGAGUUUGAAGCAGCAGGAGGACGGAUGGAAGGAAGUAGCUCUCCGCUUCAAGGACGAGGGCCUCGUUUCCUGCCUCCUGCUCGACAUCGAGUCUGCGGGUCCCUCGCUCGCUCACUCUGCUCUCACUGUGUUGUCCUCCCUCCUCCUCAACCGCGACUCCCUCAAGCUUUUCCUCGACAACAAGGUCGGCUUGAGAAAUUUCGCCAAGAUCGUCGUGGAAUCUUCACUCAAGAAAGACGAAGUAGCUGUAGAGUCCCUCCUGCAGAUCGCCAGCGAACGUUCAACGUCACCAUUCAUAGUCUACCCCGACGCGUACGACAACACCUUUACUGAGAAUUCCGAUGCUCUCCUCCUCAGCUAUCGCAGCCCAUCACUCAGGUCCGCCUCCUCUCGCAACACUUUCGUGGAGCUAAACUCGGAUCUCUGCAUGGAGGGGCUCGAGCUCGAGCUCUCCAGCAAGAGCAGCGAGCCGCACGAGAGCAGCGAGGACGACUUCUCUCUCCGCAGCAAGGACGCUGCCUGGAUGCUCCUCCACGUCCUCCUCCAUGCCGAACCGCGCGCGCAGGAGGUCGCCCUCGACUUCCUCUGCCGGUCCGUCGCCUCCCGCCCGGGCAACGCGCAGCAGCUCGCCAACGUGAACGCGAUCAUCGUCAUCCUCACGCGGCUCAAGGACGAGGACCUCCCCGCCGCCUCCUCCUGGGUCCGACUCACCGGCGCCAUCGGCAGCUACAGCAUCAGCGCUGAGGAGGCGAAGCUGCUCUUCAAGCUCGCGUCCCAUGCGGGGAUGGAAGAGGGAACGAGCUCGAUGGAAGAGAGGAGGAGGAGGACGAGGCUGCAGGCCAUGCAGGUGAUCGAGACCGUGAGUGCAAGAGUCGCUCCUCCUGCCUUCUUCAACCUCGACGGGCGUCAAGGGUGCGUUCGCUCGCCUCUCAUCGACCGCAAGCUCCCCAAGCCUUCCUCCGGCUACUCCGUCGCGUUCUGGGUGCGCGUGCUCAAGUUCACGGAGGAGGAGAGUUUGAUCCUCCGGUGGGCGGCGGGAAGCAGCGCGAGCCUCGAGCUCUACUGGCAGAAGCUCGGAGCCCAGGACGAUCGCUCCCGCUGCAUCGGCGUCCGGACCUGCAUGGGGACCGGCAACACAUCACCAGGUCCGGCAGGAGGAGGAGGAGGGGCAGCAGCAGCAGCAGCAAGGAGCGAGGGGUUCGGGUUCAACGCGUUCAACGCGUCCUCGUUCCUCCCGGACGGCUGCUGGCACCUGGUGGUGUUCUCACAGAUCAACCGGACCAUCUCCCUCUACCUCGACGGCUCCUUCGUGCAGAGCUGCAGCUUCACCGUCUACCCGUUCGUCUCCUCAGCUGGGGGCAAGGAGAAGCCCAGCAUGCGCGCUGAGGUGCUGGGGGCCGGGCUGGAGGGGCAGGUGAGCCCGCUGCUGGUUACCGACGGCAUCUUGAGCAGCAGCAGCAUCUCCCUAAUGUUUGCGGGGGGACCGCUGGGUGGAGACCAGCUGGGGAUGGAGGGGGGGGAAGUGAAGGCGCUGAUGACGGUGCAUCCUCGGGCCUGCUCGCGACGGGGAGUGAUCGGAGAAGUGCUGGGGUCUGUGCUGGACACGCAGACAAGGAGCGGGAAGAAGCUGGCGGACCUGCUGGAGGAUGUGGUGGACAAGAUCUCUGUGUCCAAGGAUCGGGGGCAUUCAACUAGCGCUAAGAUUCUCUGCUACGUCGUGCACCAGCAGCUGGGCCGGGGAGGAGACCAAGGCCCCGUCAUGUCUCUCCUCCUGCACCUCUCCUCCAAGGAGGUAGGAGGAAAGACCCUCAGAGACCCUGAAGUCUCCCUCCUCCUCGUCGACCUCAUCCCCUCCUCUUCCUCCGACAUCCAGCGCGACCUGCUGCGGGUGCUUGAGGACAGCUUCAUGUCCUCCAGCAGCAGCCGGACCAUGUGGAUGUCGUAUCCUCUCCUCGGGACCUCUCGCCUCCUCUACUUUCUUGAUGCUCUCCCCCCCUCCUUCUGGACCAUCUCCAUCUCCCUCAUGCAGCAGCUUGCGCCGCUGUGGACAGUCAACGACGUGUCGGAGAUCAUGCAAGCGGUGAUCGGUCGGAUGCACCUGCCGCACCUCUCGCAGGUCAACAACGACCUCAUGCUCCUCCUCCUCACCCUCUCCUCCUCCUCUGUCGUCCCUCUCGACUACCUCCGAGCGGCAGGAGGGUUCCAGCUCGGCUUUUGCCUCCUCUCCUCAGAGGACGAGAGCCUGCGCUGCAGGGGCGUCGAUGUCCUGGCCCUCCUCCUCUCCUCCCCCAAGGACUGCAAGCUCUUCCUCAAGUCCUGCGGCUUCGAGCUCAUGCUUGAGCACGCCACGUCAGCGCUGCUGCGGAAGGCUGCGGCGGAGAGCAGGGCAGAGAAAGAGCCCGUGCUGCUUCCGAACUUCUACCUCCUACAGGUCUUGCUGAACCUUCUCCCUGCUCUCGAGGAGGAAGAUGCGAGUCUAGACGUCUGCAAGCGCGUCCUCCUCCUCCUCGACGACCCUUUCAGCUCCGUCAAGUUCCUCCUCUCCGGCGGCCUUGACUGCUGCCGACGCAUCCUCAUGCGGCUGGAGGAGGAGGGGCGGGCAGGGCGAGGGCGAGGGGACCAGUGGGAGCGGACGCAGAGAGAACUGAGGGAGACGAUCGGGAGGGUGGCAGGGAGCAUGGCAUGGCACGGGCUGUGGCAGGACGUGAAGGUUCUGAAUGUGAAGGAGCUGAUUCGAAACGACCUGCUGUAUCUCCCCGUCCUGGAAGAGAUUCUCCAGCGGCUAGAGGAGAACGCUGAGAUUUCUCCGGCUCAGACUCCCAACGUCAACGCCGUGCUCAAGAGCUUGGAGCGGAUCUUCCGACGUCUUGUCGAGUCCUCCUCCUCUUUGUCCUCUCCUUCAUCUUCCUCCUCCUCCUCCUCCUCCUCCUCCCCUGCUCUCCCGCUUCGCGUUGUCAGGAUCCUCAAUCGGGUGGCGAAUCGCAACUCAAAUCAGAUCAGGACGAUGAUGCUUGAGGUCGGUCUCCUCGACCUGCGGGACAAGCUCAUCAUCCACUGCCUUCAAGCUCCUCUCUCCUCCUCUGGCGCCGCCAUGCUCAUGCAGGGCUUCAGCUUCGAGUGGGUGGCGGAGAAGGCUUCCUUCCGCGAGGGCUGCGGCCUUGAGCUCCUCCUCCGCCUCUUCCACUCGUUCCCGCAGGAGCAGGACCUGCAGGUCGCCAUGAUCCUCGUGUUCCGCAAUGUGCUCGGGCAAGUCGAGGAGAACCGUCGCAUCAUCCUCAAGGCCAUCGAGGACGCCGAGGUUGCCGAGCGCUUCCUCCCCUCCCGGCAUGUCCGGCAGAGCGGCAGCAUGGACCUGGACCGGGAGGAGGAGGGCAUGGAGGAGGGCGGCGAGGGGGCGGAUGACGUAAAGGAAAUCCUCAAGUUCCUGGACUGGUACCAGCAGGACGCGCAGCGGCAGAGGAGGGAGAUCGUCGCCAUACGCCUCGAGCGGAUCUGCCGAGCAGCAGAGAGCGCAAAGCUCAAGAUGGUGGAGAAGGCGGCGGGGAAGAACGGCAAGUACAGGAAGCAGACGCGGGAGAGGGACCUGAAGCUCGCAACUGCCGUCCACUCAGCUCUUCCCCAGCAGGACGACAAGACCCGCGCAAAGAUCAGGCAGAGCACGUCUGCGCACGAGCAGAAGAUGCGGGAGAUCCAAGAGAGUCUCCAGCUGAAGCUCAGCAGCGGGGAGAGGGCGUGGAAGGAGCUCAACGCCGCGUCCUCUCCUGCCAUGCGACCCUGCGAUGUGACGGAAGGGCCCUGA
This is a messenger RNA of Guillardia theta CCMP2712, 6141 nucleotides long. RefSeq lists its product as hypothetical. The transcript has 21 exons. NCBI's taxonomy places the organism in Eukaryota, Cryptophyceae, Pyrenomonadales, Geminigeraceae. The record is from RefSeq and is a predicted model, not a curated record. The coding region runs from base 1 to 6141 and encodes 2046 amino acids.